Messenger RNA from Acanthoscelides obtectus, 825 nucleotides. The record is from the annotation of a GenBank genome assembly. NCBI's taxonomy places the organism in Eukaryota, Metazoa, Arthropoda, Insecta, Coleoptera, Chrysomelidae.
AUGUUGAAGAGAUUUGUUGACCUAAAAGAUGACCUGAAAAGUACCAUAGCAGUGCUGGACAAGGACCUGCCAGUGCUAAGGCAAGAAGAGUGGGAGAUAUGUGACCAGUUAUGUCGAAUACUAAAGCCUUUUGAAGGUGCCACUAAGACAAUUAGUGGCGAGAAAUAUGCAACUGCUUCUUUGGUUAUACCUUUAGUUAAUGGUUUAAAAUCAGUUUGUCUAAAAUUGACUAAAAAGGACUUUCAUCCAGAUGUAAUCCAAGUGGUUUUAAAAUUAAAUUCUGGUCUGUUCGACAGAUUUGAAUCUGUGGAACGUAGUAACACCCUUACUGCUUGCACAUUUUUAGAUCCCAGAUUUAAAAUGCUUGUAUUUGAUAAUGAACAACUAAGCAGUAAUGUCAAAAAAAAUAUUAUUGGCAUUGUUACAGCAAAAUUUUUGGAAAAACAAACUAGAAAUGGAGGCGAGGAAACUGUAAAUAAUAACCAAUGUAGUGAUAGUGAGUCAGAAGAUGAAUUAUCCGUUUGGGGAUCCUUUAAAAAAACUGUCUCUUCAAGUACUAAGCCCAAAGCAACGGCUUCCUCUCAAGCGAUAAUUGAGGUCCAGCGAUAUUUAGAAGAAGAUUUACUACCCCGUAAUGAAGAUCCUUGUAAGUGGUGGAGAGAUUUUAACCACUACUACCCAGUUUUAAGUGAGGUGAUCCGUGAAAAAUUUUGUGCUCUAGCUACCUCAGUGCCGUGCGAGAGGUUAUUUUCGAAGGCAGGCUUGAUCAUCAGCGAAAGACGGAGUCGAUUAAAAGCACAUAAAGCUCGAAUGUUGGUUUUUUAA